GGCCAACUAGACGGUAGACGACGUUCCACUAAUGGACGGUAGACAGAUCGAACGAUACAGAGGAAGAAGAUCAAAUAGUCGUUGCGACCAUUGAGCUGAGCCGGCUGUAUCGGAGCGCUUUGCGAACAUCUGUUAGCCAGUCAGCUAGCUAACUGCUGGAGUCCUGACAGCAGAUGGAGCUGUUGGCGAUGGCAGUGGCUUCGUAAACGGUGAAAUCAACAAGCAGUGCUCAGCAUUUCAACAUACAUUCGUCGUCGUCGCUGCUGUAUUGUAUCUGUCUGUUACGUAAGUGCGACAUGAAGAAGGUAUGAACAAAAAUCUGCCAAAGCGUCAGAUCUUCUCGCGGGUUUUCGACAUACGGCAAUCUUCAUUGGCGUUACGAUCGCCACAGAAGCAGAAGCCAGCUUUGUGGUCAUGUUUCCCUGUAUGUAAUCAUUCUGCACCUCAGCCACGCACGUAGUAGUGAAGGAAAGUUGUGAACUGAGCGCCAGCUAUAUUCAGUUCUCGUCGUGGAAUCUAGGCAACAGUUAAGUCAAAGUAGAAGCACAACAAUAAGAAAAACACGAACGAAAGUCAAUUCAGAAUGGCAAAAGUGGCAUUAGCCGCUCCGGCGAAGUGUCUCUGUGCAUCAGUUUGUGAGUCGACUAGCUGAAGAGCGUAUUAGUUUAUGAUAACGCCUCUCAUAUACGAGUACUUGCUAUCAGAAUUUCGUUUUAAAGCAACCUGGAAAAAGUGGUUCGGCUCUCUUUUGGUGACAUUAAAGGGAGACAUAUCAACAUAAACAGCAUUUAGUAAACACAUCAAUAGCUGGCUACAACUUGUGGUUCAGGUAGGAAUCUCCUCUAACAGUUAGCUUACGAAGAAGCCGUAUCGCCAUAGUGUUCAAUCCCACUAUAUGUAGUAGUGCUCUUAAUCUAUCAGUCAAUUAUUUUGCUUACAUCACCAGAGUCGGCCGUUCGGCCACACAUCCCGUCGUGGUGCUUUACAACGAUCACUGUCCACGCAUCUAUGCUCGCUAGUUGACAUUUGUAAGUGCUUGAACAAACGGUGCUUAUAGUAGACUGAUAAGACCAGUAACUUGUACUAGACCCCGCAACUAAGUUUUUCUAUUCAGCAUAUUCAGUGUCAUGAUCAAGAGCAAAAGUACUUAUUUUGCGUUCCCCUAAUGGACAUUAAUUACCCAUUGUUGUAAAAUGGGAAAUAGAAAACAAUACAGCGAGAGCGGUUAUUGUGCGACCUUUUUAUUGGUAUGGAUGGAAAGACGAGCAAAGUUUACGAACCGCGACCGCUCUUAGAACAGAUAUGACAAAAACAUUAGUAAGCAUCUGUGAUUGAGGCUACACGGAUCGUGUUCCGAAUUGUAGACGCUAGUAGCGUAGCAAGGCGGCGUAGCAACGAGCUCGGUCAUCAUCUUUGACUAUCGUAUGGGUGCUCACCCGAUGUGGGAUCCCCGAAAAGAUUUGGGGCGCAAAUUAUCCCGGCAUUUGUCAUAUUAUAUUUUGUGGGGUAGCUGUGUGUCCCCUAUUCCAAAUAAUCCUUACGAUGUAAGUGUAUCGGAAGGAUUAUUAAGAUGUCAGCCAACGAAAAGUCAUACCUAUACGGAGGGGCAAUAUUUUGACCAGCGUUUUCAACUGACAGUGUUUACGAACGAUCGCGAAGCUGUAGAAAUAUCAUAAUAAAUACAUGUUAAUAAAGAGACAGUUACAUUUUUUUUAUACGCUCGCCAUAUAUAUAAAUAAAUAAAUAUAUAUAAAGGAUGCGUGUUUGAGCCCAUGUACACCCAAUUUAUCAUGUAUUAGAUGCCGAUAUUUAAAAGACGUUUGCAUUUUUAAAGAUACUGACCGGCGUUUUCUUAAGAACGCGCUAGUGUAUUUACCGGGCCUAUUUAAAUAUUUGUUUUGUUUAUAUAUAAAGGUAGUAAUGCUCUAUUAUAGUAGAUGUUCUGUAAUAUUUGAUUUAUUUCUCCAAACAUUAUAUAUUUUUUUUCUCAGAUUUAUAAAAUUGUAAAUAGAUGAUAACAGCGUUUGUUAUUAGCAACAGUUUGAUGAUGUCCAAAUCCUGUAUGCGAUUUACAUAGACAAUUUGAAAAAGGCCGCCAUUGAACCGUUCAUUGUAAAUAUUCCUAGAAGAGCUGCAUCUAGAGGAUUUUCCCAUUAAUACAUACAUACAUACAUACAUACAUACAUCUACACCCUCAGCCAGAAUAGGAAGCGUAAUCAAUAACAAAUUACCUUGACCCACGUGUUUGUCGUUGUUGUCCAAGGGCGUAUGGUACAUCGUUAUAUAUAAAUACUGCUGUAGUAAAGAUGCUUUCUACUUUCAGAGACAUAUUGUUAUACGUUGUUCGUACGCAACUGUUCAAAAGCGUAAUAAGUUAAUCAUAGCAAUGGUGGCAGCAUGUGCUCCCCUGUUGCAUUAUGCAUAUUGUACCUUCUAAUUGUCAGAAAGUGUAAAAGAUAGCUAAAUUCGAAAACUUACUUAGCUAUAGCUUGAUGCGUAGCUUCAGAAAGAUUCGACUUGGUAAACCUAUAUAUGCUGAAAAGGUUCUCACAUUUUUAUCGAGUCACCGUUACACUAACUUUGUGCUUUGUAUUCAUUACGUUUCCAAAUUAUCCCAAAACGUGUAUCAUUAUACGCAUUGACUUCUGACGGCACAACUGGUCAGAAGCCGAACUUUGUCGAGCAUCUGCCAAUAAUCGCGACCCUUCGUAUACCGACAAGCAGUAAGCAAUCGGCAUAUAUAGUUUGAAAUCAUAUACCUGGUGUCCUUCUGUUUUUGUCCGUCCUCUACCUCUCCAAAUCGUCAAAAACUUCUAGUGAUACCUAGAACAUUAUGAUCAGAAUAAUGCAAGCCACAGUCUAGCUACUUCCGUUUCUCAGUGGACAGACCGAUUAUGAUUAUCGGCACCGCAGCCUUGCAUCAUCGCAGAAUAUCAGGCGAAUUAUUUGCCUAAACGGCCUAACAGAUCUCUUCAAAGCCUGUCAUAAUAUUGGUUAAACAAGGCAAAGUACGGCUGUAUUAGCGGCAUAAAUAGUGGUCCCCACUGCUUCAGCUCCUUUGGUGACGGCAUCUAUGGCUGUGUCGGCGACGCAGUCGCUUCAAAAGCACAGGCACACCUGACCAGAUAGGUAGAGUUUUCCUCGCAGACAAUUAUAGCAGUCCGCACGCUGCCGUUGUCUACCUGGCUAUGUUAUACUUUGUACUACGAACGAAUAAUAGCCCGAUCAGCGGAGGUCAAUGGGUACACGCGGGCCGGCGGCCGUUUGAAUGGGCUUCAUUACCAAUGCUUUUUGAGAACCACUGCGAUUGAUACUUUCUAUGUUAUUAUUAUUUUCGACUACGAUUAUUGAAAAUCAGCUACUGUCAUAAUGUAGAUAGGCAACGUAACUAGUGACUGUUGUGAACGUGUAGCGUGAUGGCUGUAUGAUGGGCGGGGGGCAUCUGAUGUGUCUGACGCUCACAGUGUCAUAAGGCAAUUCAUGUACACUAUUAUAUCGCGGACAAAUUGAAUACGAUGAAGGUAACCUGUAAAAGUCCAACUUACUAUAUGUAAUAAACAACUGUUGAAUCUCUCUAAUAGGAGCGUAGAAAUGAAAGAAGCUUUCCGUAACAGUCGACCCCAUUUAUGAUAUCUUAUAACGAGUUUUUCGCUCUUUCUUAGCUUGAAACUAGACAACUAGGCGUGACUCAAUUUUUACCUUCCUUAUUGAAGUCCUAAUUCUCCCAAGAAAGCAAAACAACACUGCUCUAAGGAGAUAUAGAUUAUAGCAAACCGUUCGGCUGGUUUUGGAAGUCGUCGCACUCCAUGCUAAUGGACCAGUGUUAACAAUGUCAUUUUCAACGGGCUCGCUCUUGCCAGGACGUGAUAGGGUAAAAAACGAUCCGAUGAGACCCCCUGGAGUAAUAUUUUGAUUGACGGUAUAUGAGCUACUGCAACAGAAGGGCGCUCACAAAAGCUUCGGACCUCCCAAACGAUCACACUGGCUUACGAAGUUUCUUUUACCUCGUAUCUGUCUUGCUUAUACUAAGCCCUAAAGCUUUGAAGUAAAAUCUAGGUUUUGCACCUUCAUACUAGAGUAUGUUGGUCGAUUUCUCUCUAAGAGUGAUGAUGAUAUACAACUGAUCCAUCCAAAAUGAUGUAGAAUCUAGUUGGUACUUAUUUUGGGUUCCCCUGCUACACCUAAGGUCUUAGUUAUGUAAUACUGGGUGCAAAUCAAUCGAAGUUCCAUUGUCGCUGAAUUCUUUCGACUGAUCUCGAGGAUAUGUAUCGGUCGAAACUAUAAUAGAUCCUGACGGUCAUUGGCAAUGACCAUUAUAUGUAACGACUGCUGGAAAGAUGUCACUCCUGACCAAUUUCAUUUGGUCAAUUCUGCUUGAUCUGUAGUUGACUUUCUUCUGUUGAUGAUUAUUGUACACUAAGGUAUUCUAUUCUACAUUUCAAUGUUGAAAAAGUCUUGCCCUUUCAAUUUUUUGUGGUAAUAAACAACACGUAAUAAGCUACAUCUGUACAUUCGGACUAGACGUUAUACAUUUCUUCGGUGCAUGGUUCAUUCAGGAACCUGCGUAACGUUUAGUAGACGCAUAUGUUCAAUUUGUUUGACAUCGAUGUUUUAUUCAUUCCGAUACCAUACUAGUGUAAUUUUCAUCCAACUUACAGGUACGCUAAUAACCUGUACCGUUGUAGCGUAUGUGCAAGGUUGACGUUUACACUUUCACUAUAUUUUUAAAAAAUAAUUUUUAAACGAAAACGGGCUCUUUCAAAUAAGUAUUGUUCGUAUUUUAUCGGCAAUAAAUAUUCGACUUAACAAAACAUCGCGAUAAAACGCCAGAAGGUCAAUCUAUAUAUAUUCAAGUUCAUGAGUGAAACAAUUGAAUUGCCAUGAUUUGGAAACCAGAUCGAACUGUCACCUAUAUUUUUUGGUACACCGAUAUAUUUUCUAGUAUCGCUAAUUGUUGCAGGUCAUUCUGUACUAUCAUCAGUGAUUCGUGUUAGGACAACGACCUUGGGGUCGGUCUACAGCAUUUUUUGCAUGGCUGAGUUAUCGUCUUUGCUGUACUUUAGCCCCCGUGGCAAACGCUGCUGAUACGGGUGCCAGAUAUGACGACGCCGCCCAGCGCAACACCUACUACACACAUAUAUAAUGUGGUUGGUUUUUGUAUUAUUUUACGACGCGUAACUUGGUUCGGGUAUCUCGCUGUCGUAUGAUAUUUAGCUUGGUCAAAUUGUUAAUGUAAUGAUAUAUAACGAUUGCAUAAACGCGCAAGCGCACAAACAGGCCAAGUAAUAAACGAUUUUAAACGGAAGAAGCAAAUAUAUAGUGGCAGUGGGUGUGGAGAUGUUUUUCCAUCUAAUUUCCCGCGCUGCACGCGUACAAGUUGAUAUGUUGGCUCGUAUAACGGACAAUCGUUAGAGAGAAGACGCAGGCUUCAUUAGCGGUCUUUACUACUAACUAAAUCAUAUUCUUUAUACUUCCUUUAUGUGACUUUUAUACUAACGCUUGUGUAAAUCUGGAAUGGUACACUUUAAUGCACAAUUGUUGCACUCACGAGAUAUUGAAGCAUUCUUGAAAAUAUAGCAAUGGGCGUAGAUAACCCAAAACCAUCCAUUUGAUAGCAUCUUUGGUCCACAUUAAUUUUUGAAUUUAUUCUUGACUCUAUUAACCAGUGGAAGAAACACUAACUCAACACUUGGUUUAUUGUCUCUAAGUAGCUUUAAUGAAGAACAUUGAAAAAACUCAGGAUGAGUGACUUUUACCGCGUUCGAACAGUAAGGAACCACGUGCCAGCUCGCUGAUAUUCUGCUGAAGCUUCUGAAUGAAACUAUUAAUCGCUAGAAUUUUCAAUGACAUGGUCCGAUUGGCUAUCGUGCAGGGCAUAUCGUUAUUUCGUCAUUGCACGAUAGACGUGUGUGAGGCAUGACGAAGAAAUGAAAUAUUGACUGACAAUGUUAAGUAGAGUUCAUUAAAGCCCUUUUUUAUUCACUAUAUCAGAUGCAGGACCUCUCACGCAACUUUUUCAAUAUAGCCAGGUCGCUUCUGACAUAAGCAUGUCAUUGAAUGACAUGUUCCAUUUGUUACGAGUGCAUAUUUAUAUAACGUUGCGCUGCCUGCAAAUAUGCCCGGCGUCUUUCUCUCCUGCGAGAACGAAUGAAGAAAUCUAGACCUCCAAUUUUCCAUUCGUUGCUUGCCAAGACGAAGGUUUUCAAGGUGCAGCUGCCCUGCACUUUGGCAAUAGCAGAUAUAAUCUAGCUCUACUAAAUCAAGUGAAGCAUGUCUGGACAAGUUGUCAGCUGGCAAUAUGUCAUGAAUCCAACGAUCGACAUAAAAGAAAGAAAGAAACCACUUUUUUUUUUUUUGGUCGCACCGCAGAACUCAGGAGUACCGACACCACUUGUACGCAAUCACACGAGUUUCCUAUCUCCCCAAAACAAAUCAACAAAAGUCCAGAAUAAUAUGAGAAUUUUUAGUAUUAUCACAGCACGCCUAUGCUGUCAGUAAUACUUUAGCUUAGGGCCGUAAACAAUGCUGACUAGCUUUACCUAUGUAAGUUUGCCGUGUGUUUCAGUUUUUCCAUAAUCUUAGUGAAAUCGACUCGACCUAAGAGUAAUUCUCUAACAUUGUUAAGUAUGUUAUAACGCUAGCAAUCUCCUAAUACGUGCCGUUAAAUCCAUAAACGACGCCAUAAGAAAUCGAGGUGCGUGACGCUUUUAUCCAGAGCUGUUCACGAUCCAUACCAUCAUCGUUGGUAGUUAACACAUACGCAUCUUGUCCCAAAGGACUUUGAAAUACAUCUAUUUGAAAUUUUAUUGUUUGGAAUUUUAACUUUCUAACGCUAACUUGAGAUCGUGUGACGAUUGUUAAGAGGAAUAGCUUGCGUCAGUUCUAAUUGAUUAUCAAUCGAAGAACGACUCUGUGAUCGUAUUUGCUUCUGAAAGCCUAUAUUCAUUAGCCGCAGCCUCUCCGAUGACUCACGUCUCUCAUGCACAACAAGACAUUGUAUAUAGUACACACCAAAUGGUCGCAUACUCGGUUACUCUAAUAAAAGGUCAGAUGGUCCCUAGGUUUCUAAAAAAUCCAUUUUAUCGCAUAUUAUAUUGUUUUGCGUUUCGUAAUUGUGACUUAAUGCUAUAUUACAUUGGGCUCUUGGAAUUUGGUCGAAUUUCAAUACUGGGCAUUACAGUCCCCUGCGUACUUUCCUCCUCACCAACAUGGGUUACCUUAACGAAAGUAGUGUAAUAGAGGGCUGGGCGACAAAUAUAAAUACUGGGUUUAUGUGAAUAAGCUUCAGCCAGCUAAGCUUCUCUUUUGAAUAAAAUUUCUAUAGCAUACACUAUGUUGUGGAAACACGAUUCGUAGUGUUCUAGGUGUACUUUGAUUCUAGAGUCGCUAAAUGACUUUGUGAAGCGCUGAUAUAGACGCCCAAAUCCGCGGAACGACUGCCUGGCUUGAUCUGGCCGCAGUUCAUUCAGUGGAGCAUGUAUGCGACGGAAAAUUUACAUUUUUACGUGCCACAGCUACCGUAACAACCAUUCUAUGACUGCCGAAUAGACGAUUAUUGGUUGAACUUGCCCCCGCAAGUUGUCUAGCAUUAUGGUCGUCAUAGCCUCCACUGCACCAACGGUCUAUGUUAGGCUGCGCUGGGUCGUUGAGAGUCAUUAAUGUUCUUUUGCCUCUUCUAGUCGUCGCUCUCGUCCGGAUAGCAAUCGUAACUGCGUCACGGUAAAAAUGCCUUAUUGAUACAAAGGCCUAAACUAUGAUCGAAGUCGGGCAGUUAAGUCCCAUGCUAUAUAGUUUGGGGUGUACGAAAUGACGAACGCUAUUGUAGUGUUUCAGUGAUCCUCCGCGCAUAGCUUCGUGAGCUUUUCCUAUAGGAUGAUGAACCCCCAAAUCGUAAGGUGUAAGAAGAUCCCUUGACAUCUAUUGUACAGCGCAGAUUCAUACAGAUGCAUACAGAUUCAGUAAAUCGGUGAUGGGGAGCACAAAGGGAAUCUUAGGUGCUCAAAAUACUAUUUUGUAUUAGGACCCCACCGAACGAUUUUGAGAUUGUAGUAUAAGUGAAUAAUAAUUAAUAGUAUAAUUUAGUGAUACAAUUAAUGACCAAUUUAUACGACUAUCAAUAGGAUGCAGGUUCUUCGAGGGUCGGCAGCGAAUGUGUUGUUCCUUGUCAAAGGUAUACAUGUAAGGCAAUGUGAGGUACUAAAGUCCCACUAAGCGUGUAUACAUAGUAAUGUGGUAUAAUCUCACUAUAGACUUGGUCGUACUACAGACUGUCCUACUAGUAGACACUAUCAUGAUCCUAUCGGGAAGAAUCAAUGACGAUGUGAUUGGAAACAUAACACGCGCAGCCAGGCAUACGUGUAGCGAUUGGACUAGAAAUUAAAUUCACCUAAUAAAUAUACAGCCUACUCUAAAAGUUUUUGUUUUGGGCAAUACGUAUAGUUCGUUAAUAUGGUAAGCAGCCACCUUACCAUACUGCUGUCUCUGAGAAGGGGGAGCUAUAUAAUAAGAUAAUAUAAUUACGUAUCGCAUUUUGUAGCCUGGGGCGCGACGAUGUAAGUAUGCGAAAUAGACGUGUCUGCUCAGUCUCGAAACCGUGAGUCAUCAAACCAACCCACCAAAACAACGCCGGCUAGUAUAUCCACAAGCCUGUCUUUUACCUGGGCAAUUUAUAUUCUACAUGCACAGUCUGAUGUCUGAUUAAUUCAAUAACAAGCAGUUAAAUUCCUAUGAAAACUUCAAACUCAUUUAGCGUACGCGCGUACUACGCCUUCACGUGCAUCCUCGCAAAACGUAUCUUAACGAAAACUAUGCAUACUAUAAGUAAAUAGACGACUUUAAUGGAGUUCUCCGCCAGAUUGAUCAAUCAUCCUAUUUCCAUAUUUAACUUAAGGAUUAAUUGCACAUGCACUUUUUCUAAAGAACUCAACACGAACAUACACAUGUCAGAUGAAGCUUUUAGACGGUCUUUCGGGGCUUAUCAAUGUUAGAAGAUCCAUUUCCGAAUGGAUCUUCUAACAUUGAUGUAGAACUAAUGGAGCCAAGGCGGGAGGGCAUAAAAGAUACUUUUUAUAUUUUACUUUCUAAACGUAAAUACUACUGUAGUGAUAUGUAAGUCGUUUAAACGUUGCUUUAGCCCCAUGUGCGUGACUGUGGUCAAUAAUUUCAAAUAGAAAUUGACUGGGAUUGCCUAUUCUGUCAAAAGGCAAUACCUCGUUGAUUAGCUUAGCUCAAGUUUAUAUCUUGAGCGUUUUAGACCAUCUGCAUGCUUCAGCCUUUUCCCACUGGACGGACCAUGUGUCCACGAUCGGCCACGCUUUCCAGGUAUGUCAGGAAGACAAAAAAAUAGAGACAUGACCUCGAUUGUGAGAUUAUGUUUGUAGUUCCUUCCAAGAGUAGUAGUACAUUGAUUCUGUAUCGUUUCCGUAUCGAUCUUAAGGGAGAGCCUUAAAUUUCUAUAUAGGUAAAUAUAUAUACUGGUAUAUAUUGGUCAUUAAUUGUAUCACUAAAUUAUACUAUUAAUUAUUAUUCACUUAUACUACAAUCUCAAUAUAUAUAAGUAUAUACGUAAAUUUGACUUACAGUUCCCAGUAAUCCAAGGUAAAUGUGGUGAGGACGCAGCUAUCAUUAAAACCAGCACCAAGCUAUAUACACACACAUGGCUGAUACCUAUUGUGUCGCCCAAAAGAAGAUUGAGAUCGAUUUGAUCUUUACUAUUUAACUAUUCGCCAAAAUGCUUCCUGUUCGUCAACCCAAGAGUAGGUUUCGGCAAAGACCUGCUUAAUAAAGCAUCGUAAAUGGUCUAUGACCUUAUGCUUACAUGAGCAAUGUAUUUAUUUUUAUAUAUAUAUAUUUAUACAUGAGCAACUAGAUUUAUUAGGUAAACAAAUGUACUUGACUUACGUAAAUAUCGAUUUGCCUGAAAUUUAAGGAUCGAUUGAUAAAAUGCUGUUUGUUUUGUAGAUGUAAGCUGAGUUCAUGUGCUGCUCAACGGACUAUUGCGCGUCAUCGCUUUGAGGACAAUUAAGAAGUCCACGGCGCAAUCUAGGCCAUUGAUCAGUGGUUCCUUAAAAACUGCUCAGUGGUUAGAGUAGUUUUCCGAACGAUCAGGCUUCCAAUUUUGAGCUUCAUCGCACUUUUCACAUUGGACGGAUUUAACUUCGUUCCAAUUAGCUGCCUGGCGAGAGAACUAUUGGCACAUUUUUAUUUAAAGCUGUGUAUGCAAGUUAGAAAAUCGGUUGCUUUCUGAGAAGAAAAAAUUAGAAGGUGGCGUACGAUGCCAAUGAAACUAUGACUAUGACUUCCGUAAACAGACGAAGGCUCUCAUUAACACCUCAGUAUACUGAUAUAGCGGUAUUAUGAUUAUCGUAAUAUAAUAUUUUUUUUGAUAACGUUAAACGUUUACAUUACUUAGCCACAGAAGAUUCACUUUGGCACUGAGCAGAUUAGCACGCGCAAACGCGAUUUAGAUAACAGAUUCAUUUUAUAAGUUCACCAUGGUAUCUACCACUUCCGAUCACUGGGCACUCCCAGAUCACAGAUCCGUCCAGACGCGAGAAAUUUUCAUUUACUCAUCCAUCCAUCCAUCCAUCCAUCAAAAAAAUUUCAUCGACGUCAACGUGCGACGAAACGGAGUAUGCCUUCCCGUAUACAAGUCACAUAAAAUUAUGCUAUAUAGGCAAUAUAUAUGUGGAUAAUGAAAGUUUGCCCAACUAAAACCACUAAAAUUUCCAAUACCGACCUGAAAACUAUGAGAAACCGAAUAACCUGUUCUGUCGUUAAACAUUGCCCCAGACAUUCAGAGAACUUUGCACGCAAAAUCAGGUUAACAACUUAAAUAACGCACGCAUCAUAGACUGCUACACGUGAAGAACAGGCUUGCGGUAUAUACACGAACUCUAAUAAAUAUAAUAUUACAAUGGAAGUUACGAGAAGUUUUUUUUCACGUCACAGCCGCAGCAAAUCUAAGUGCUAUAACUCUAAUGGUAUGUUACCAAUGAUUAAGCUGAGAAGAACAACAGAUCGAUCAUGCGACGCUAAUUUAGGCGUUGUUACGUUCUGGACUAUGAGGUGAUCGCAAAUAAAAUAUCCCUGCAGGCUUUUGGGGCAAGUAGUUCCUCUAGUGAUGUUCAAAGCAGAUAAAUUUAUUUUCUUUAACUAUCAGGUAUUCGAACGUAUGAAAUGAACGACAAUGAACCGACGAACAGGAAUCUAAAGAAGCGCCUUGAAAAUUCCAUUGCGACAGCAUCAGGCGGAUCAGAAGGGCGACGAGAGGCAAAGGGCGAGGUGCCCCAAGGUCAGCGGGAACUAUCAACCCAGAUUCAAGAGCCAGUGGAGACAGGUCGCCUGAAAGCCUAAAAAAAAAAGUCAGCCUUGUCAGACGUGUAAACACACCAUUUUUUACCGUAAAUAAAGAUUUAUUUGCAGUCGGCUGAAACAAGGCAAGAAGGCGUCAUUAUAACUGUAUGUCUUUGAAGCAAUACCCAAAGGUUAUUCAAAAAACUAGUUAUCCAAGGUUAGGUAAGCGUCCACAGCGAAAAAUUUCGUUUCUUUUCGAGAUCAUGAUUUUCUAAUCUGAAGUAUUCGCGGAGUCGAUUCAUUGGGCUACAGAUUCUUUGCGGUUGCUUUGAUACACGUACCUGUAGCUGUUCCCUAUAUACGAUAUGAAAAAUUUGAAUGACGUUACCUCUGUCCGUAUUAUGAUUUCGUAUUUGCACAGUACACUGCGGGCAUUGUCUAUAUAGAAGAGCUUGUUAUAUAUCUGACGGUUCCACUUAGUGGUUCAGGCUCAAGGUUAAUUGAAGCACUGGAAACGGAAUCUAGGAAGAGAAUUAUAUACGCAGCAUUUAGCGUAUGACCUACCGAUUCGUAAGAUUAGGGACACUGAGAGUUCACUAGUAGUCAUCGCGCUUUGUUCCCAACUUACUCUGACCUGCUAUGUCUGAUACUACUGACCGGCGUCAGAGUACCCAUAUCCCCUAUGGACAAGCAUAAGGUAAAAUUCAGAGUUUGGGCUAAAUAUAUUGUGUGCAUAUAUAUACGGAAUAAAGGUCCGUAUUUUUCAAAUACGGGUGUGUCAGUGCUCUUUAUAUUGUCAAACGAAAAAUAAAAAAUAUUCAACGCUUACUUCUAUAAGCGAGACUACAUACCGUCGAUCUUGAAUGUACUGCAAGAGUUAAAUAUGCCGCUACAGCGUUACAGAAGAAAUCUGCCGCCGAAUGCCGUUGCUAUUAGUUAAAAUCGGACCCCCAAUCGCUCCCUGGAGGCGUUCCUGUAGUUAUCGUUUGGUGUACAUCCCAGAUGCCUGUCAUGCGCCUACUAUAAUUGUUCCAUCGUAUAUUUUGACGCGCUUUUGUUCAUAGCAGUCGACGACUAACUCUCGACCCUGUUCAAGCACCCAUUCUGCUUAGGCCAGCCUAAUUAAGCCAGGACACCGCCCUGCAGAGUGUAGUUCGGCCUUAAAUAAUAAACUCUAUCUGUUAUGCACAUCUCAGAUCACAAAUAUUUUCCUGCGAUAAAGAAGAUUAGUGAAUAGAUGGAGUUAUAAGAAACCCGCUUACUGUGCUUGUCGCGAAGCUGAUUCUACGGAGGAGUCCAUUUUGGAUUUCGAUCUUCACAGAAAUACUGGAAUCAAAGUGUGAUUAAUGAUCGUCAUCGGCAAAACAAAAUAUUGCAUUGGGCUGUUCUAUUCAAAUGCUUAAUUCAGAUUUUCGUUGGAAAACUGCACACUUUUAUUAUAUAGCUUCAUGUACACCUAUAUUUGAUUUGAAUGUUAUGAAUGAUUUGGGAACCAUUAUGUGCUACGGCAAUUCGUUGUCCUAUUAUGUGAGAUAUGCCCGUUAGUUGGCCGGACAGGGAAGUUUGUUUAUUUGAUACAAAUAUUAGUCAAAGUCGACUAAAAGAGGUAGCGACCCACGAUAGGAAACACAACAGCGCGAAUUUAGUUUCAUCAUUCUGGCUAAUGUUUUUGGGCUAUCGUAGCUUAAUACCUAGAUCUGAAGCCUGGUAUCCGUAAGAAAUGCACACUAAGAAAAUGUGUCAUAUGGAGGAACACAGUGUUCCCAGCUCACAAUAGCGUACUACCGCUUGGGCCGACGGGCUUAAGGUCACGUCAUGAUGACUUCAAAAUUUCAUUCUACACUUCAGGGCAUGACUUUCGCACAUAUACAAAAAACAUCAAGUGGGCUGUUUCGUUUACUAUAUAGUGUCUUUUCGUCUUCCAUUACAUUUACCCUUGAACAAUGUUUUGUUUUGGGAAAACUACUAAAUCUUGCUUUCCUUUUCGCAAGCUUAUCUCGUUUGUACGACCGUUAUCAGAGAUAGUGCAUCGUUAUUCUGAAACGUAUCUAAGCUUCUUAUAUAUUCUAGUAGUGCAUCAUAAUCUAUUUUAUAGUGCGGUUUGCACGGGUCCGCCUAUCAAGCUGUUUUCAAUACAACUGAGCUCCUAGAUAGAGCAGUCUGCAUCUCUCCAAGUUAACGCUAAGUCAAUAUUUGGCAUGAUCAAGUUAUGAAUAGACACGAGUAUCGAGGAGGUGACUAAACAACUAUAAAGAAACUGUCUAAGAUAAUCAAAAUAUGGGUAGCUCUUGACAUAAACCCAUACAAUUUUAUUAGUGAUUUCAGCGACACUUAUUGUAACCUGAAUACAAAUGAAAAAUAGGAUCGUGGGGCAACUCGGGAAAUUCAAAAUCUGUUUUAAGUCAGACCUUCGUAUAUUUUGGAUGAAUGCAUUUACGUGGCUUUUUUUUUUACCUUUCUACAUGUGUAUCUAAUUUUCAAUAUCAACUCAAAAAAAAGUGUAAAAGCGCAAUUUUAAAUACAACGGAAAUCGAGUCUUCUACACAAUAUCUCUGAAAUACGAUACAACUGGGCAAGUACGACUACCAUGAAUCCUUUAUGUUCAUCAAGGAUUAUGCUUUCAGAAAUCGACGACACGUUUGUUAUGUUAGCGUGCAAUGAAACGAAAUAAUGAUAAGCCCCCCUUAGAACUAACCUUUGAGGUUCCCCUUGAUUGUCAGUAACGCGACGAAAUCGUACGCUGGUCACGUUUUAAUUAACUCUGCAGACCUGUUUGCUUCACGAUAAAGUUACUCCGAAGGCGCAUGAGCUAAAAACCAAUUUCUGAUCGAGUUACGUUUAGAAAGGGGCGUUGUCAAAUAAUCAGAACGCCUCGCCUCGUACUAGGAGCUAAUCUUCUGAAGCAAUGUUUAACGGCUUCAAAAAAAUUCGAGACAUUGUGACAGUCAGUUUGUGCCAUUUUGAGAAGAUAAUAACCCUGUUUUUGGCAUCGUGCACUAACUGGUUUACGUGCUUUAUUAUGUGAGAAAUUGAUAAUAAUCUGAUAACUUUUGGCCAAUCUGGAUCAAGAGGUACAUUUUAGAUCGUAUAUAAUUAAAUAUAUCGUAUAACAACAAUUGGUUAGUUUAAGCGGUAUUCGAUUGGCCCUCUAAUUCACGAAAGCUUAUUUGAGUUGCAAAACUGAAAAGCACACAGAAAGGGAUAAGAUACGUACGACAAAAGUAACAAACAUACAUUUUAUUUAUUUAUUUUUAUUUUUCAAUGUGUUUAUUGUCUUUCGUUGUAUUUUUACGAAGCUGCUAUCAGUUCUCAACCAGCGAUACUCAAACUUGCUACCAUCGAUAAAUCCUUACAUGAUUAAGCUUCGUCACGAUACGUAGUAUCGUUAAUGACAGAAGCUAAUGAAUGGCACGAUCGGCUUAGACUAAUAUCUGGCAUUUGGCCGUCAUCGCGAGAUUGGCGCUAAAAUAUUACCGGGGUAAAUGAUGCUCAAUAUCAAGAUGAGGUCUGACCUGUUACGUGUCACACAAAGAAAUACACAGCUCUUUUACAUUGCUUUUUUAUAUAUUCCUUCCUGUAUUCUUCUCGGAUCUGUUUUGAUAGUUGCUGUUUGUUUAGUGAUCAUUAUUAGGCAGCUAAAGGGCAAUGGGCCAGCAACAAGGUGUGUUGGCUGGGACACGAAAUUCUGCAGGAGUGGACUGGGACGCAAAAAGCACUAAAAGCGCAUGUUCGUUAUCGUCAUCGAAACGAUUUCGUCGGAAACUACGGAAAAGUCUUCGAAUUCGCAAGAACCGCUCGUGUCGGGAUCUUAGUGCCACAUUUCAAUACAGCUUGGGUGACCAUGACGACUGCGAUCAACUCAACUUAAAUACUGCAACGGAAGAUGAGCUUAUGACAUUAACUGGGGUCAGCCGCCAGACAGCGCGAGAUAUUGUCGCACAUCGAAGGGCAAUCGGCGGAUUUCGGAAGGUGGAAGAUCUGGCCUUAGUAUCCGGGGUAGGGGCAAAUAAGUUGGAACUUCUACGGAACGAAGUGUGCGUGUCAAACUUUAAUCAUAAACGAAUAUCUCGGGGUCAGAAGACCGCUCUAUCACUCGAGUCGCUUGAUGGGACCCCCGCCAGAAGCUCGACUCAGACACAGGUCAAUAUAAACACGGCGUCUAUGUUUGAACUUAUGGCUCUCCCUGGACUGACACAAGAAUUGGCUGCCGGGAUUUGUCAUGUUCGAGAAAAGAGGGGGCACUUUAAAACAAUCGAUGCUCUUCUCAAGGUCAAAGGAAUCUCAAGCGUUCAAUUGGCAGUCUUGCGUCCAAGACUUUGCGUUGAUUUUUCAAGUUGUCCAACACCGACAGAUGAUAACGGUAGUGCUGCCAGCAACGAUUCUACUACAUUUCACACCGGAAGUGACAUACGACCUGCGACAUCACUUUGUACACGGAAAUCCCCGAGCAUUUCAUUGAAUUCAAGACGCUCUCGACAAAUUAUGGCAGCUAGUCUCGCACCUAAAAGCUGGGAUCCGGAAAUCGACUAUGAUAUCUACAAGUUGAUUGCCCAUCUUACUGUCCGCCCUAUUGUCGCUCGAAAUGAUCCUCCGAGCGUUUCGCAUAGCCGCGUUCGGAUAGCGCUGUGGGAUCUGGAGCAGCUGAGUGAGGACAAGGCAUCCAAUCUGGGAGUGCAGGAAGUUGUUUGUCGGACCCUAUUAGAAAACGAAAUCUCGGUACUAGUAUGCCACGACGUCACCUCGCCUUUCGCUGCUGCGCGCUUAACUACCGAGUUAAAUCAGCCUCUCUUGUCGCGAAUUGCUGCUUGGGAGCCUCAAGAACGACGCUGGCAUUAUAUCUUCCCCACACGAGCCCUGACUUCAAAUGGCCACGAUGAUAAAAAACCUCAGAACGGUUAUGUCAGUUUUCCUACGGUUAGCAAGCAGCAAAAUAGUGAACGGUUAGUGGAGAGCCUUUCAGGACUUCUCUAUGCUGCCGCGAAUGGUCUUCGACAUCUCGAUCACAAACUGGUUGAUUUAGGGCCUAAUCUGGCCCCAGCUCUCAUCGCGCACUUUGAAGUUGGUGCCUCCCUACAAUUUUCGGUAGUGUCAGUUGAUCUUCGGGGUCUAAGUGGCCCUACCGGAUUGAGGUCAGCACUGCCCUCUUUCGUUGAACGCCUUGCCGCGGAGCUAGGGCAAACAGAUAAUGUUGUAGUUUGUGGAAACUUCCUCACCUCGGCUACCGAUGAAGCGCUAGACGAGUUGGCCCGUGUCGGCUUCCACCUGCUACAUCCGAUCGCCAGUCGGGAUCACCUUUUACAUGAACAUCUACACGUGUGGUGUUCACCAGGAGCUCGAGCGCUUUGCCGUAGUAGCGAAGCCGAAACAAUCCAAAGUGGCCUCAUGCAUCCGAUGAUACCCAAAGCGGAUUUAUUGCAUAGGUCCAUGGCAUUGGGGCGGCACCGUCAGUUCACAUAAACCCAUUUUCAUCGAGUUGAUGCUACCCACGGCGAACGGAGCGAUCCUUGCUCACGGCCAGCAGGUCUUACUCAAUGGAAUGAUAUCGGCUGAUUAGCGAAAGCUGGUCUCUUUGGAUAGUCCUGGCCAAAUGAAGAGAUUUGCCUCUUGGCAACCUAAAAUUGCCGGUCUAUAGAGUCUAUAUAUGUGGAUUAUUCGAGAGUGUAAAUCUAUAAUCAAUAAAAAAAACCUCAACAGAGUUUAGCUACAGGAAGAUAAAUCGAUGAGGUCGCAAUUGUGCCUAAUGUUAGUGCGUCAGCGCAUAUGACGAAAGUUUCGAUUGUGACAAGAAACUUUCAAUGUUACAAUGAUAUUAUAGAUGUAUAUACCCUAAUUGGAUGUUGGCAAUGUACUAAUUACAUUGCUAUGUGAUAUCGUCGUGUGAUUUUUGAAUUUCCGGUAAAAUUCGGAACACGUUAUCAUUACAUAGUAUGUUAGAUGCUCAAUUUCGGAGCAUCAGGCGUCAGCACAUAUAUAUAUAUACAUACAUAUAUAUACGAAUUCAAUUGUGUACUGCGACUCAGAAGGGGAUGAAGGACAGUUCUUCUUAAACGGCAUAUUGUAGUGUUUUGUCUCAAAAAUAGCCAGAGUUGAUUGACUAGUUUACACCGUUCAACAUAAAUAUGGAUGUAUAUUACUCUAAUAUUAAUAUUAAGAAAUAUUACUCGUGAAAAUGGUAAGUUAUUCAAAUCGUUUAGAAAAACACUUAAGUAUGAUGCAAGAAUCGUGCGGCCUGAUUCCUUUGCCAAAAAGACAGAUUUGUACUUGGAACAAGUAUCAAUCAUCAACCACACUGUGGCGUAAACAUUAGUUUAACUUGAGUUGUGGACCAAGAGCACACGCUUUAAGGGGUCUUUGAUGACUUUGAACGCUUCGACGUAUGCAACUCUUUGGUUUGGCGAAGGUGUUGUACAGACAGAAUUAUCUCAUAAUAGCAUUCUAUCAUUUGUCGAUUCCCAGUGGGAAAAGUGACAUGCUUAAAUGCUAUAUUGUGUGCAAUGUUAUAUUCAUUUCAGACUGUACAUAAGAUGAUUUUAUUUGUUCUACCAACUAUAGCAAUGAAUGGGCUGUCCUAGUGUAAUAUGUACGCUGUUCUUAGCUACUUUGUAAGAUAUCUUCAAUACAAGAAUAAGCCAUCAAUGCUUGCACCACAACUUGAGAACAAGUCAUUGUUGUAGGGAAAUUUAUCUGACAGGACAAGACGUAUGCCACAAGAACACUUCAUUUACCGAGCGUGAUAACACUGUAGCUUAAACUUCAAGUCUGCAAGUAAGAACAUUUUGUUUAUUCCGUGGAGAUAUUAAUGCUAAUAGUCAUAUUAUUUGAAGCCAUAAAAUCACUAAGGAUACCAUGGUAGUCCGCUCUAUGGAGCCAUAGUUCAAUUAUCUUGAAAAGCGAAUAGAGUUCACUGGAAGAGAGAAGAAAUGAUUAGGCCCGCUUUUUUCAAACCUUGUUCUGUUAGGAGUAUAUAAAGUACUACUGUCAAAAAGCAGGCGGAGAGAUAAAUUUCCAUUGAACUCUGCGCUGCGUAGUUAGACUUAUGAGAGGAAUGUUUUUUUUCGUACCACGAAGUAAUUAGAGGUUAAAGCAGGUCUAUGGUUAAUAAAGUAUGCAGAUUACUUCAUAUAAUAUACGCGAUUCUCCCCGGCGUUCAACGAAAGUAAAUGUCGCGCUAUACCACAGUCAGUGUAUACGCUUAAAAGCUGUGCAAAUUUAUGCAGUACUUGUUAGAGUACAUGUAACUACCAGUAGGUGUAUUUACGCAGCCGAAUCUUAAAAGCAGACACUUAUAAAAUAGAAUAAAUCAGUAUAAAUGCUCCGUAAAAUGUUAUAUAUAAAAAAAUGACUAUAAAUUUUAAAAUUCUGCACUACCAGUAUCAAUACCUAAGGAUAGCCUGCAGUAAUCGCAGAAUUACAGCAGAAUAACUAUCGUAUGAUGAUUUAUAUAUUAAUUGUAAGUUCUAAUUUAUGCUAUUUGUUCAAAAUUCAGCAUCGCUGUUACUCGCUCGUUCGGUGCCGAACCAUGUUCAAAUGCAAUCAAUCAAAAAAACCGGGACCAGUGUUCUUGUGUGCAUAUUUGACGUUGACGUUGGAAGAUCUAAUGCUUUCGAGAACUUCCGACAUCUUUUUGUGCCACUCGUUCGAGCAACUUGUUUCCUUGUCUGUAAAAUUUAGUAACGUAACGUGCUAUUGUGACCUAAAUUAAUUUAAUGCGAUGGCAAUCGCAUCAUGAUACACAAACUAUUAAUAAUACAGUAUUCAAUAGAUACGCUUCUAGUAAGCCUUCGUGCUGUAUAAUAGAAACGAAAUGCUAAAGCUAUCCUAGUUAAAGAAUGCCGGCGCGUACUUAUAUAUUUAUACAUAUUUACACAUUAAUAAAGCUUGAAUGUGAA
Molecule: messenger RNA, 19184 nt
Organism: Varroa destructor (honeybee mite)
Lineage: Eukaryota; Metazoa; Arthropoda; Arachnida; Mesostigmata; Varroidae
Product: endonuclease/exonuclease/phosphatase family domain-containing protein 1-like
Cellular component (GO): plasma membrane
Source: RefSeq, a predicted model, not a curated record